AUGGCCUCGAGUCCUAGCACCGCGGCGCCGCUGGUCCAGACGCCGAUCCAAGUAUCGACGUACACGCGGCCACGCAGUAAGCAAGUGGACGAUGUGUGCAGUAGUCACAGCAACAAUAUACAUCGCUCGCACGUCGCUGUAGGCGAUGUCGUCCGACUAGGCACGCAUGGCCUUCGUCGCCGACGUGGCCUCGUCGUGACGCUCGAGCAGGGCGUCGCGAUUGUCCUCAUGGACUUGCAGACACAAACACCCGUGCAUACGUAUACACUCAAGCCGUCCGAGCAUGCAUGCACGCCGCCCCUGGUUAUUGAGCGCAGUGUGCCUGGCCCCCACCACCGCCAGUUGCUGCGUACUACGUACGUCGGCCUGCUUGACGCAGGCCGGGCUGCCUCCCCCACUACGCGUCUUACAGCGUACACGGAAGCACUAGACAAGCCCGGCAAGCAUGUGCCGAGCAUCGCGACGACGACAUCCACGUUCGACGUGCCAGGCCAUCUUGUGCAUUUGUACCCUUUGCUCUCUGGCGCGCUGCUUGCAGCGCGCAACGAUGGCUCUGUGGUGCUCCUCAGCGAUCCGAUGGACGAGCAUCGGCCAUGCUCGGUGCUCGAUACCUAUGCGGCUGAUCCGAUCUACCAUGAUGUACGUGUUCUCGAUGGGCCUGCUGCGCACUCUCUCUUCGCACACCAUGCGACCAGCAACGACGACGGUGCCACUGUGCAAGGUGCGUGGAUCGGUGUUACGAGCCACCCAAAUGCGCGUAUGCUGCGCCUGCAUGUCGUGGGUGUGUACCCAACGGCGCCUUAUUUCCGUGCCGUAGCGAACGACGUGCCCUCAAUCGAUGCACGCCACCUCGUGAGCUGUGCCUUGGAUGGCCAUGGCAUCUUGGCCGCGCUUACCCGCACAGGCUUGCUGUAUACCACCACGUUCGCUAUGGACGGGGAUACCUUGCAGAUCGAGGCACCUCAUACCGUCUCGCUUGCCCUUCAGCAUGCAUGCCUCGUCUUCCUUAGCACGACACACUUGCUUCUUAUUGCGCUGCAAUCUGACGGUGGGAAGGUGCGUGCGGCGGCGUUGGUAUGGGACACAGACUUGGACGCUGUGUUAGCCUCUGUGGAAUGGGCGCUCAGCACCACCGAGGCGACGCAGGUGCAUGCGGCGCGUGUGCUGGACGAUCAUGUGUUGAUUCAAAUGGAUACGUCCGAAGGAAGCAGAGGCGGCAAGGGUACAUUGGCCGCCCUGCCUGUGACUGUCCCAGCCCGUGGCCUUCUUCGUCAUGCUCUCCAGGCCGCCACACGCACGCAGCCAUGGCUCGUGGCCAAGGACGAUAUCGAGGCUACGGACGCAGCCGCGUCGACCACCUCGCCGACCACCUCGAGCUGGCUUGCAGCGCUCUCUGCCCUCCCGACGGAGCCAGGUGCACGAGCUACGGCACUGGACGAGCAAUUCCAGGCUUGGCUGCACAAGGAAAGCGAGCAUCUUCGCUCGGUGGAGCACGUCAAGGCGAGUCGCAAGGCGCCCAAAGUGCCGCUGGACGCUGCGCUGGUGACGCACGUCCUGGACUAUGCGCUGCCGCCCCUCGCCAAGCCAGGUACGCCUAGCUCUGCGCCUGUCCCUUACGCACGCGAUACCGUACGCUACCUCCUUGAGCGCGGUGUCGUCACCGCCUCCCUCCUGCCGGAUCUCGUGCCGCGCGCGCAGCGCACGCGCGACUGGUCGGUCCUCUUCUUGCUCCUCCGUCACGUGCCCGACCGAAGUGAGGCCCAUGCGGUGGCCCUGCUGGCGGAAGCCCUCGCGACGCGCGAUGCGCCACAAGCGCCCGCCGUGGCGCGUGUACUACAGCAUGUCUUGCUGCCACCGACCCUGGCCAAGCCAGCGCUGCGUAUGGCGCUGCGUACGCAUAUCAAGAACGACGACGACGUGCUGAUUCUCCUUGAUAUUUUGCAAACGUGGCUGGAGCUCCAUAUUUAUGCGCCUCUGGAAGGCAAGGCACGUCGCACGACCGAAGGCACACGGGCGGUGCCCCAUACCGAGCUGACGUACCGCGUCGGUGACGUCCAGCCCCCACGUCUCGAGGCGUGUGUCUCGUUUGCGGAAGACUUGCUUGAUACCUAUUUCCCGCAAUGGAUUGCCGCUGCGCCACGCACGCAUAUGUUCCUUCGCGAUUUCAUGCGUGGGCUUACACAGGCUGUGCAAGCCAUGCAGACGCUCUCCCGCCUUCGUGCGCCGCUGCAUACCGUGGCGCAUGCACGUGAGAGGGACGAAAAGGAUGGGCGCUCGAAGCGUCUCGAGCUGCAUGAGGCGAGCUUGCUCGUCCCAACGUACUCGGUCGAGUCGCUGGAGGUGUAA
Messenger RNA from Malassezia pachydermatis, 2346 nucleotides. RefSeq lists its product as hypothetical. The record is from RefSeq and is a predicted model, not a curated record. Lineage: Eukaryota; Fungi; Basidiomycota; Malasseziomycetes; Malasseziales; Malasseziaceae. The coding region runs from base 1 to 2346 and encodes 781 amino acids. Gene Ontology annotation, cellular component: nucleolus. Gene Ontology annotation, biological process: maturation of SSU-rRNA. Gene Ontology annotation, molecular function: RNA binding. The transcript has a single exon.